Diceros bicornis minor is the source of this 5652-nucleotide messenger RNA. It is a transcript of the gene TFCP2L1, whose product is annotated as transcription factor CP2 like 1. Gene Ontology annotation, biological process: regulation of transcription by RNA polymerase II. Lineage: Eukaryota; Metazoa; Chordata; Mammalia; Perissodactyla; Rhinocerotidae. Gene Ontology annotation, cellular component: nucleus. The record is from RefSeq and is a predicted model, not a curated record. The transcript is spliced from 14 exons. Gene Ontology annotation, molecular function: DNA-binding transcription activator activity, RNA polymerase II-specific; RNA polymerase II cis-regulatory region sequence-specific DNA binding. The coding region runs from base 463 to 1734 and encodes 423 amino acids.
GGAGCCCAGGGGCUGGGGACACUGCCCACAAGGAAUGGGGAGUUGACCCGAACGACUCCUUUGGGCCUCAUUACCUCGUCACAGUGGGAGAGGUGGGGUUUGGGAAGGAGGCUGUGGUGUCAGGAGAUUCUAUUUUCUAGCUGUGAGACCUCCCUGAGCCUCAGUGUCUUCAUCUGAAAAAUGGACACAUCAACUGUGUUGUCCCUCAGGCCAAAUGUGGGUAAUGUAUGUAACAUUCCUCGUACAGGACCUUCCCAGAGCAGAUGCUCUGUGAUUGGCAGCCAUUGUUAUGAUUACUACUUACUGUACCACGACUGAUGUCCUUUCCUGGACAUAGAUUGAGCACCUUUGGUGUACUAGGUCUGCUGUCCUGUCUGGAGCUGCACCUGGCAGUGGUGGGAAGAGUGGCCCUGCCCUAGUGCAGCACGGGGGCUGGAUUCCACACGUGCUGGACAGAAGCCCAUGUGGCGAUGGGGACGAGAUUGCUCGCUGCGUCCUGAGAGAAAUGGUCAAUCUUAUGAAAUCCGACUGCUGGAGAAUCGGAAGCUGGGAGACUUUCAAGAUCUGAACACAAAAUAUGUCAAGAGCAUCAUCCGCGUGGUUUUCCACGACCGCCGGCUGCAGUACACGGAGCACCAGCAGCUGGAGGGCUGGCGGUGGAGCCGGCCUGGAGAUCGGAUCCUGGACAUCGAUAUUCCACUGUCUGUUGGUAUCUUGGACCCCAGGGCCAGCCCGACCCAGCUGAACGCCGUCGAGUUUUUGUGGGACCCUUCAAAGAGAGCCUCUGCGUUCAUUCAGGUGCACUGUAUCAGCACUGAGUUCACCCCGAGGAAGCACGGGGGCGAGAAGGGUGUGCCUUUUCGAGUACAGAUUGAUACAUUUAAGCAGAACGAGAAUGGGGAGUACACGGAACACUUGCACUCGGCCAGCUGCCAGAUCAAGGUGUUCAAGCCAAAGGGAGCUGACCGGAAACAGAAGACCGACCGGGAGAAGAUGGAGAAAAGAACCGCGCAAGAGAAGGAGAAGUACCAGCCGUCCUAUGAAACCACCAUCCUCGCAGAGUGCUCUCCGUGGCCUGACAUGGCCUACCAGGUGAACAACGCCCCAUCCCCAAGCUACAAUGGCUCUCCAAGCAGCUUUGGUCUUGGCGAAGGCAAUACCUCUCCGACCCACCCGGUGGAGGCCCUGCCCGUGGGCAGUGACCACCUGCUGCCGUCAGCCUCCAUCCAGGACGCCCAGCAGUGGCUCCACCGCAACAGGUUCUCGCAGUUCUGCCGGGUCUUUGCCAGCUUCUCGGGUGCUGACUUGUUGAAGAUGUCUCGAGAUGAUUUGGUUCAGAUCUGUGGCCCUGCAGAUGGGAUCCGGCUCUUUAAUGCCAUCAAAGGCAGGAAUGUGAGGCCCAAGAUGACCAUUUAUGUCUGUCAGGAGCUGGAGCAGAACCGAGCACCCCUACAGCAGAAGCGGGAUGGCAGCGGGGACCCCAGUCUGUGUGUGUACCACGCCAUCUUCUUGGAAGAGCUGACCACCUUGGAGUUGAUUGAGAAGAUCGCCAACCUGUACAGCAUCUCCCCCCAGCACAUCCACCGAGUCUACCGGCAGGGCCCCACGGGCAUCCACGUGGUGGUGAGCAACGAGAUGGUGCAGAAUUUCCAAGAUGAAUCCUGUUUUGUCCUCAGUACCUUAAAAGCCGAGAGCAAUGACGGCUACCACAUCAUCCUGAAAUGUGGCCUCUGAGCAGGAGUAGAGUGUGCGGCUGCCUCCAACUCCCAGCCCCAUGGACCCCUUGGAUGUAGAAAUUGCACCACUGUAAGCUGCGGCCUUACCUGGGAAGCUGUGGCUAGGAAGGAGCUUGCCUGGUCUAUGAAAGCCACAGACCAACAACCAGCAGAAACCCGUGGAUGCAAAGUCUCGGGCAUGCAGAAAGCCAAUGGCUCCUCUCUCCCUUCCUCUUGGCCUCCAGCUUUUGAUUGGUCCCUUGUUCUUUCUUCCAGCCCUGCCCUUCUCAAGAGGCAAACAGUGGGGACAUCUCUGAAAUCCCUUGCUCUCUUAGUUGGAGGCUAGUUUGCUGGAUAUCUUGGUGCCAACUGUAUUGGUUCCUUCUGAGCACUCUCUUGCUCCAGAGAAAGCUCUGCCUCACCCCCAAACCUUCACCUUCUUCUCUGGUAACUGGCUCUGUGACCAGGACUGCUGACUAGGUGGGGGCAGUUUGCCACCACUCUCCUAUCUUCAUGUUAGUUUCCCUUCUCAGUGACCCUGGUGAACAUCCGUCUUUCCUGUUCUUGGAUGGAUUGAUGGGAGUGGGGUUUAUGCUCUGCCUCCUGCUUCUUUCACCUUUACCUUGUUUCUAAGGGUCUGCUACUGCAGAGCCCAGAGAUGGGCUCAUGUCUCUGCAUUGGUGUGGUAGACACCACAAUACACGUCUGGGACCUGCUACACAGACCUAGUUCUAAAGCCCUUGGGAGAGAGAGGGGGAGGAUGGAAAGACUGCUCAGGCACAUACUCAUGAGUACAAAAGGGAUGAGAACAGAAUGAUUCCUCUUGAGCUGCUUUGAUAUAAUUUUAUUUCCUAAGCAAUCACGGGUAAGGAGGACUGAGAAAUGAGCAUUCCAUUUGAUAAUCAGAUGACCAGGCCCUCUUGGAUGGACUUAUCAAAUCCCAUUUAGAGAAGACCUUGGUUAACCACUGCCAAACUUACCAAGUUUCCUAGGGACCUCGUAUUUUCUGUGAGGGCCCCCAUUUAAAUGUUUAUCUUUCUUCAUUUGUAGGGGUGUGUUUAGGGCAUUUUGCUUGCAUUGGAGUGGUUGGAUCACCUUCCUUAGUGGCCUAACUGUGGGGAAAUUUGAGUAUCAGUAACUGGCAGGCUCAGGAAUUAGUCUUGGGGUCACUUGUUUCCCAGGACCUGGUGAUCUGUACUGGCCCAGGGCUUCCACUCUUUGCUAAUUUAGGUUCGUCUUCCUAAGCGUGGUGAACCCUGUGACCAACUGAGCAGGAUUUUACAGCUUCUAAAGUGGAGCUUUUGGGGAAUAUAGUUCUAGGAUCAGGGAUUAUCAGAACUGGGUAGACCUUGUUUUACAGAUGGAGAAACUGAAGCCCAGCAGGGCAAAGCCACCUGCCUGAUAACACAUAGUGAUGGGGUGAUGACGUGAAUUUAUCAUACAAACCAGGACACUUCGGAGAGUGAAUGAGUCUCUAUUAUUAAUUAGUUUGGGACCACAGGUGUUGUGUUCCUACAGAGUAAGGAUGGGCUCCUGAUUCCUUUUCCUUUUUGUGGGGGGAGGGAGGAUCAUGGAACAGCUACAUUGAGAUAUAAUUCACAUAUCAUACCCAGUUUACCCAUUUAUAGUGUACAAGUCUAUGGUUUUUAGUAAAAUUCACAGAAUGACAUAAUUAGUGUUAGAAUACUUUCAUCGCCUCCUGAAAGAAACCGUGUUUGAGCAAUCACUCUCCCACUUUUCCCCCAGCUCCCCUAGUCCCAGGCAACCAUGAAGCUACUUUCUAUAUGGAUUUACCUGUUCUGGACAUUUUGUGUAUAUGGAGUCAUAAUAUGUGGUCUUGCGUGACUAGCUUCUUCCACUUAACAUAAUGUUUUCUCGGGUCUCCAUGUUGAACAUGUAUCAGUACUUCAAUCCUUUUUAUAGCUGAAUAGUAUUUCAUUCUGUGGAUAGACCACAAUUUGUUUAUCCAUUCAUCACCUGAUGGACAAUUGAGUUGUUCCUACUUUUUGGCUAUUAUGAGUAAUGCUGCUAUGAACGUAUUUGUACAAGUUUUUGUAUAAACAUGUUUUCAUUUCUUUUGGGAAUAUACGUAGGAGUGGAAUUCCUGGGUCACAUGGUAACUCUGUGUUUAACUCUUUGAGGAACUGCUAGACUGUUUUCUAAAGCAGCUGUACCGUUUUACAUUCCCAUCAGCACUGUAUGAGGAUUCCACUUUCUCUGCAUCCUCACUAACACUUACUAUUAUGUUUUUUUGGUUAUAGCAUCCUCGUGGGUGUGAAGUGGUAGUGCGUUGUGGUUUUGAUUUGCAUUUCUCUGAUGGCUAAUGCUGUUGAGCAUCUUUUCAUGUGCUUGUUGGCCAUUUGUAUACCUUCUUUGGAGAAUGUCUAUUCAUAUCCUUUGCCCAUAUUUAACUGGGUUGUCUUUUUAUUAUUGAGUUGUAUGGGUUUUUUGUAUGUUCUAGAUGCAAGUCCUUUAUCAGAUAUAUGAUUUGUAAAAAUUUUUUCCCAUCCUGUGGGUUGUCUUUACUUUCUGAUGAUGUCCUUUGAAACACAAACAUUUUUAAUUUUGAUGAUAUCCAAGAUACUCAUUUUUUUCCCUUGUUGCUUGUGUUUUUGGUGUCAUAUCUUAGAAACCAUUGCCUAAUCCAAGGUCAGGAAGAUUUGUGCCUAUGUUUUCUUCUAAGAAUUUUUAUAGUUUUAGCCCUCACAAUGGCCUUUGAUACAUUUUGAGUUAACUUUUGUAUAUGGUGUGAGGUAGGGGUCUAAUUUCAUUCUUUUGCAUGUGGAUAUCCAGUUGUUCCAACUCCAGUUGUUGAAGAGACUAUGGAAUCCCCUUGGAAUUGCCUUGGCCCCCUUGCUAAAGGCCCCUGAUUCUUACUGGAUCUUCUUUUCCGGGACACAGGCUGUCAUUGGGAAGCUCACUUUUUUUUUUUGUAACUUAGCCCAUGUUUGGCUCUACCGUUUUCACAACUGGCUUUCUCUUCUCUUCCUGCUCUCUCACCCUUUACCUGUCUCAACAAUACCAGGUCAUAUCACUUUCUGAUGUUCUGUACUCUUUCAUGUUCUAGUUCUACCCACUAGUCCUAGGGGAAGGUCAAUACCAGUCAUUUCCUUUUUUGAGGAAACUGAGUCACACAGAAGUGUAAUAACUUGACCAAGGUCACAUAGAACCAGAACUAGCCCUUUGGUCUUCUGACUUCCAGCCUUUCAAGGUGUCUAGUUUAGACCUAAGAGAGGCCACUUCCCAGGCCAAGUGAUGGCAGGCUAAAUUUUAAUUCUAAAAAUGUGGUAGGCUAAUAUUUUUAUUUCUUAAUUCCAAAUGAGGGUCUAAUAAAGAUCUGUUACAUUAAGUUUGCUGUUAAUAGAGUCUUCCAUUCUCUGAAACACCCACUGCCAUCUGUUGUUCUUAUCUUCUCCUAAUGGUUAUAGUUAAAUCUUGUGGUUUACAAAGAAGUAGAAAAUAAUAAAUACCAAAAAGGAACACACAUUGUAAUUUGGUAUGAAAAUGUUUUAGCCACCUAAUUCAGCAGCUUGUCCCUUCCAUAGGACUCAGAUGAACUAAAGCUGUAGGUUUUAUUUUUCUCAUUUUGUUAAAAUACAGAAAAGCCGUAGCACUUCCCACUUCUGUCCAUUGUCUUUCCUGUGAGCUCAGAGUCCAGAGAUCUGGGCCUGCUGGGCAGGGCAGCCCCUCCCAAGGCUGUACCCUCCACACCACCUAGUCUAGGCUGUGGCUUCUCCUUGGCAGCAGCAAUUUUUAAAAGUGAUCCCCAGGGGGAAAGAAGAUAUACACAUGUGCUCAGACCACCGUCUUGACCCAGGAGCCCAAAGCUGAGUUCUUUAUUCUCAGGCCAUCACAAGUGUGUGUUUGCAAGAUUGUGAUAAACCUUUUCCUGUUUACCAAGUUGCACCUUUGCAAUAAAGACCCAGAGACUUUUGAA